AUGACAUUGCAAGUACUUAGGGAACAUCAAUCGUAUGCAAAAUUCAGCAAAUAUGAGUUUUGGCUGAGAUCAGUGUCCUUCCUUGGUCAUGUUGUGUCCGACCAGGGUGUAGAGGUUGAUCCAAAAAAUAUUGAGGCAAUAAAGAAUUGUCCAAAACCCCUCACUCCUACACACAACCGGAGUUUCUUGGGUUUGUCUAAUUACUAUCGCAGGUUUGUUGAGGGCUUUUCCUCUAUUGUUUCUCCAUUGACAGCUUUAACAAAGAAGAAGGCAAAGUUUGAGUGCUCUGAAACUUGUGAAAAGAGAUUCCAGGAGCUCAAAGACUGA
Molecule: messenger RNA, 327 nt
Organism: Solanum pennellii
Lineage: Eukaryota; Viridiplantae; Streptophyta; Magnoliopsida; Solanales; Solanaceae
Exons: 1
Coding region: 1-327 (108 amino acids)
Source: RefSeq, a predicted model, not a curated record